AUGCCCGAUCCUCAACAGCUCCCCCGUUCCCACCCCCAAGGUGCGAUAACGGGUGGCGACCCGAAUGCAGGCGAUAUCGUUGGCGACACGAUUAACAACCAGUUAUCCGGUAGCACAUCGCAGCCUGUGGCUGCGACCGUCUCUUCCACAGAACCGUUCUUUUCAUUUUCUCGACAACCAAAGCGCAAGCGUCCGUUAUCGCCGGCUCCCCUGCAGUCCUUGGCCUCAUCGGGUGAAAAUGAACACUCUCAGACUAACACGGCAGGAGGACGAGCAAGUAGAAGACGAUCAAGGGCAACGGAGGUAUCUGGACCCGCUGAAUUCGUUGAGGAUCACGAGGGCAAUAACCCCACCUCCAGUGAUAUUCAUAACCAGAAUACGCACGAUUCCUCAUCAUCUUCGGCAAAUAGUAGUCCGCCCCAACCACAUGAGGACCCAGGGUUCGGGAUGGUCAGCUCCAUGCCGUUGGAGCUCUUGCGGCAGCAGUUCACCAGCGUUGGUAAGUCUGCCGCCAAAAUGAUCCAUACCAUGCAAAGCCAAAUGACAGAGUAUAUCAUUCUAGAGAAACAACUCAGCGAUUUGAUCAACGAAAAGUGCUCCUCUGAUGAUAAACUCAACGCGUUACUCGAGGAAGUCGACCACAACGGCUACCGAAAGCUUCCUGUGGUCCGGCUGAAUGUAGGGGGUGAGCUCUUCACCGUACCUGUGCAGACACUUCUUGGUGAGUGUCGAACCCGAUCCCGAAGCUGUGGGGCGACGGCAACGAAUGUUGAUGCCUUCGGCGCCGACGAGGGCGCUGCCGCCUCGGAGUCCUCCAAGGACGAGAACGCAAGUGCGCAACCCCCUUGCUCCUUCUUCCACGCCCUCCUUAACCCCCGCGAGGGCGACGACGACGAUGAGGUCGCCGCGGUUCGUGUCUUCACGGAUUCAACCGGUGCCCUUUUUAUCGACCGCGACCCUGAGACCUUUCGCCACGUCCUAAAUUACCUCCGCGGCUACACGCACUUCCAGAUGCUCGAGGAGGAUCAGCUGCGGCGGUUGAAGACGGACGCCCGCUACUACGGCCUCCCCGGGCUUUUAAGGCUUCUCAAAGACGGGGAGCUCGCGACGGAAGGGCAGUUUCAACCCGGCCCAGGCGUCAACCCGGAGCGAAAUCGGCUGCGCGUGAUGUACGGUGUCGCGGUGGUCGGCGAUGCGGUGUUGGUAACGGGCCGUCAUCGCAUCACGUAUGAGGUGAUCACCGCGGAUUACGUCGGCGUCGGCCUCAUCUCGGACUCCUGUGUGAGCAAGGAUCAAGAGUUUCACAAGACGUCGAACAGCUGCGUGUACUACAUGUCCGGCGUCUUUUACUCCAACUUUCCCUACCAUCGUAAGGAGGAGAAUCUAGAGAAGAUCGAGAACGGGGAUUUUAUUUCGAUUCUUGUGGAUAUGGACAAGGGAUUUGUUGAGUAUACAUUGAAGAAUUUUACGAAGAUGAUCUCAAUCGGUAGAGCGCGUCGCCUCCGUUUCGCGGUGACAAUGAAGGUUUCGUCGCGUAUCCGGAUCGUUCAGGAAGAUGAGGCGAUGGGAUUAUUAAUGCAUAAAAAUAGGCAGUGA
Phytomonas sp. EM1 is the source of this 1596-nucleotide messenger RNA. Lineage: Eukaryota; Euglenozoa; Kinetoplastea; Trypanosomatida; Trypanosomatidae. The record is from the annotation of a GenBank genome assembly.